AAAAAUGUAGUAACAUAAGGGUAUUUUCGUAAAUACAUACACAUAGCCAUAGCCUACAUAUUAAAUUUAAGGAGCCAAAAAAAAAAAAAAUCAAUGGCUUUCAACUUCGACUGCUUCUCCUAAAAAUAUAUAUUUACAGAGAAAGUCACUCUCAAUCUCAUCUCAUUCUUCCAUUGAUCAUAUCAUGAAAAGUCAUCUCUACCCCUCCACCAUCUACGCCUGAGCUGUCCAAACCUCACUUCACCUCAAAAUCUCCGGUCGAAGCUCUUAAAGUUUCCACCUUUGAAAAAAAUAAGAAGCCUCUUUCUUCUUACGCAUUUCUCUCCAAAAAUGGCGGAAACUUCUCCUUCACUUCUUCAAACCGACGAAACAUUCCGUCAAAACGACGCCGGAGCAGCCUUCGUUCUUCAAUCCAAAGGGGAGUGGUGGCACGCCGGGUUUCAUCUUACGACGGCGAUUGUUGGACCAACGAUUCUGACUUUGCCGUACGCUUUCAGAGGGUUAGGUUGGGGACUUGGGUUUCUUUGCUUGACGGUUAUGGGGAUGGUCACUUUCUACGCUUAUUACCUUAUGUCUAAGGUUCUUGAUCACUGUGAGAAAGCUGGUCGCCGCCAUAUCCGAUUCCGUGAACUCGCCGCCGACGUUCUAGGUUCAGGUUGGAUGUUGUACUUUGUAAUAUUUAUUCAAACAGCUAUAAAUACUGGGGUUGGAAUAGGAGCAAUUUUACUUGCAGGGCAAUGCAUUCAGAUAAUGUAUGAUGAGCUUUCCCCCAAUGGAUCACUGAAAUUGUACCACUUCAUAGCAAUGGUGACUGUGGUUAUGAUAUUCCUGUCUCAACUUCCUACCUUCCAUUCACUCAGACACAUCAACUUGGGUUCACUACUUCUCAGCUUAGGGUACUCAUUUCUUGUGGUUGGUGCUUGUAUUAAUGCAGGUACUUCAGGAACUGCCCCACCAAAGGACUAUUCCUUAGAAUCAUCCAAGUCAGCAAGAGUUUUCAGUGCCUUCAGUUCCAUCUCCAUACUAGCAGCCAUUUUCGGGAACGGAAUAUUGCCUGAAAUACAAGCUACUCUGGCUCCACCUGCUACUGGAAAGAUGGUGAAAGGACUUGUCAUGUGUUACACUGUGAUUUUCAUUACUUUCUACUCGGUUGCAGUGUCUGGUUAUUGGGUUUUCGGAAAUAAAUCCAACUCGAACAUUUUCGAGAGCUUAAUGCCAGAUGAAGGACCUGCUUUGGCUCCAACUUGGGUUCUUGGACUCUCUGUUGUCUUUGUUCUCCUUCAGCUUCUUGCCAUUGGCUUGGUUUACUCACAAGUUGCUUAUGAGAUCAUGGAAAAGAAAUCAGCUGACACCAAGCAAGGGAUUUUCGCGAAAAGAAACUUAAUUCCUCGAUUAGUUCUUCGAACAAUUUAUAUGAUACUUUGCGGGUUUUUUGCAGCCAUGCUUCCAUUUUUCGGUGACAUUAGUAGUGUAGUUGGAGCUGUCGGGUUCAUCCCUUUGGAUUUCGUCCUCCCGAUGCUCCUCUACAACAAAACCUACAAGCCUCCGAGAUCAUCCCUCACUUAUUUGAUCAACAUUUCCAUCAUCGUCGUCUUCACUUGCACGGGAUUAAUGGGCACGUUUUCUUCUACUCGAAAACUUGUUAUGGAUGCCAAGAAGUUCAAGCUCUUUAGUAGUGAAGUAGUUAACUAGGCUUUGUAUGUUCACCCUGUAACUUAAGGCUCUCAAAAGUGGCCUUUGUAUCUGAAAAAAAAACAAAUGGAAAUUCCACAUUUUAUGGUUUUUAUACAAUGUGUGUAGAAGGUUAAAAAAAUAUGGGAAAGGGUAACUGGUUACCUAUUGUUUCAAAAAAGUUAUUUUAUAGAAACCUUGAUAUUAAUUUUAA
Cannabis sativa is the source of this 1885-nucleotide messenger RNA. Its product is annotated as probable GABA transporter 2. The transcript has 7 exons. Bases 331 to 1692 code for a protein of 453 amino acids. Lineage: Eukaryota; Viridiplantae; Streptophyta; Magnoliopsida; Rosales; Cannabaceae. Gene Ontology annotation, cellular component: plasma membrane. The record is from RefSeq and is a predicted model, not a curated record.